Molecule: messenger RNA, 4589 nt
Organism: Spodoptera frugiperda (fall armyworm)
Lineage: Eukaryota; Metazoa; Arthropoda; Insecta; Lepidoptera; Noctuidae
Product: CCA tRNA nucleotidyltransferase 1, mitochondrial
Exons: 6
Coding region: 116-1507 (463 amino acids)
Biological process (GO): RNA processing
Molecular function (GO): RNA binding; nucleotidyltransferase activity
Source: RefSeq, a predicted model, not a curated record
GUCAUUGUCAUUUGAUUUUGACAUAUUUAUGUUAUUUUCAAAAGUGUAUUGAUUUUGCUAGGUGCCUGGGAUUUUAGGUAUAAAUUAAGUAUUAAAAAACGUUAUUAAUAGCGUUAUGUACACUUUAUGUUUAGAAAUAUUCAAGCUUGGUAGAUUCUUUCCAAAACGGGCAUACUCAACUCUUAACAAGAGUACAAUUUUACACCGCAUCCCUCGAUCGAAAAUGGAUGAAGAAUUAAAAUGUCGAGAAAAUCCAGUCGUGUUACGUCUAGACUCGGCAGAAUUCCAGAGCAUCUUUACCCCAGAAGUUUUAGCACUGAAAAAUAUCUUUGAUAAAUAUAAAUAUGAAAUAAGAAUAGCUGGUGGUGCCGUAAGGGACCUCUUGAUGGGUCUAAAUCCAAAAGAUCUGGAUUUUGCUACAACAGCAACACCACAUCAAAUGAAAGAAAUGUUUACUACUGAAAAUAUUAGAAUGAUCAAUGCUAAUGGAGAGAGGCAUGGCACUAUAACAGCCAGGAUUAAUGACAAGGAAAGUUUUGAGGUGACCACACUGAGGAUAGAUGUACUUACUGAUGGACGCCAUGCAGAAGUAGAGUUUACUACAGACUGGAAACUUGAUGCCAACAGGAGAGAUCUUACAAUCAACUCCAUGUUUCUUGGUUUUGAUGGCUCAGUGUAUGACUAUUUCUUUGGCUAUGAAGAUUUAAAAAAGAGAAAGAUUGUCUUUGUUGGUGACCCUGACAGAAGAGUGAAAGAGGAUUAUUUAAGGAUAAUGAGAUAUUUCCGUUUCUAUGGAAAAAUUGCAGACAAACCUGACAACCAUGAGGAAAAUACCCUCGAAGUCUUAAAAAAUAAUGUAAAAGGUCUGCAAAACAUAUCUGGGGAACGAAUUUGGGUGGAGUUAAAAAAGAUGCUGCAAGGCAAUUUUGCUGGUAAUCUAUUGAAGACUAUGAUUGAUGUGGGUGUUGGAGAAUACAUAGGUUUACCAGCAUCUCCAAAUAUAGAGGAACUGGAGAGAUUACUAAAAAGAGCUGAACACCUGAACUUGCAUCCAAUUUCUUACCUGGCAGCACUCCUAACAGACCUGGAUGAGGUCACAGUUCUAUACAACAGGCUCAAGUUCUCUGGUUAUGAUAGAGAUCUAGCUUACUUCCUGGUGGAGCACCGAGGAGACAAGGAAGGCAGCAGGCCAUUAUUACCAUAUGAAAAACUGGUAUUAAAUUCCAAAAUAAAACAAAAGGAUGCAAUUGAAUAUGUAAAGGAAGUUUUAAAAUACAGAGGGGAUAAACUCUUUGAUCAGUUCAAUGAAUGGGUGGUACCUAGGUUCCCAAUUAGUGGUAAGGUUUUAAAAGAAGCUGGAGUGCCACCUGGCAAAAUGUAUGGCCCUAUCAUUAGCAAAAUCAAAGAUAUUUGGAUUGAAAGUAAUUACAAACUAUCAGAAGCAGAGUUAGUUCAACACAUCCCUGGCAUCAUAGAGGAAUUUGAUAAGAAUAAACUAAAUCCAUAAAAGCUUAAGAUGUUUCAUUUCUCAUUUAUUAUAUUAGAAUAUAUGAAAUAUUAACAAUAUCUAUGAUUAAAUAUAAUAAUCUUUUAGGUGCAAGGACUAAAUAAAAAUAAUUUCAAUAACUUUUAUUUUUUGGGGCUUCAUAAGGUUCAUAUCUAUCACAGCCAUCGUCAUCAUCCUUGUGAUCUAAGAAGCAUCUCUUGCAGAACAGAUAUCUGCAUCCAAGGCACCUCAUCCUUGCAUCUUCAUUGCAAAUCUCACAAAAUGGUAGUUCAUCACAUGGAGGAAUCUCAUCUUCAAUAGUUGCCUCUUUCUUUAUCUACAAAAUAAUUUGAAAAUUUAAUCUGAUUCAAAAUAAAGCUGCAAAAUAGGGUUUAGUUAGUUUAAAGACUUAAAAGUAUUCAUUUGAAGUUGUUAUUAUUUACCUUCUCAAUAAUUUUUUUAACUGUGGUUUCCUCAUCCUCUGAUUCAUCACUUUUCUCCUCUGGUUUGCUUUGUGCUACUCCCGCUGGAGCAGGUUCUGAACCUUUCAGUUUCUGCACCCGAGACUCAAUACUGUUGAUAAUCCCAUCAAAUUCAUUUUGGUAUUUAGUAUCUAUGCCAGUUUGUUCCAUAUAUUGUUUUAUUAAGUCAUCUGCUUGCUCUUGCUCUGUUCUUGUGUCUGGUGGUGGUAAUACAGGCUGAAACAAAGCACCCCUAAUUGAUGAGUAUGUAGACAGACCAGAGACAACGUACUCAGUGAAAAAGUAUGAGCAAAUCUUGCCAUAUAAUCUUUGCUAAAUUCAAUGUGAGACAGACAGAUGCAAAAUGUAUAUUAACUAUAAAUUAUAAUAAAUUUAUUAAUAAAUUAUAAUAAAUAUAUAUAUAUUUUUGUCAAGAUACCUUAGCAUUAACCACUUCAACAGGUACUCCUCUCAAUUUUGCCAGUCUGGCAUAUAUCUCUGCAUCUGAAGUAGUGGGUGUUUCGCCUUUGAUAUUCUGGAGACGGUUUUUUAUUUCUUCAUCUUUACUCAAAGGAUUACUUGUAGUUUUAUUUUCUUUUAACUUUUGUAAUCUAUCUAAUAUUUCUUGGUUUGCUUGUUUUUCACCCAUGGCACCUAAUCUCCUGAAUAACAUCAGUUGUUGAUAUUAAUUUAUAUUUUUUUAAGUGUACUCCCUUUGUUAAUAAAUAGUUACAUAGAAUUUAUAUUUACCUAUAGUAUGCAUCAGGGGCUUCUACUGUUUUAGGUUCAGUAGGUUUAGCACUAUUGUUUUUACAUUUUGCACAUACCUAAAACAGAAUAUUUUAUGAAACUAACAGUGGUCUAAGAUCUUUAAAAGAAAUUUCAGUUAUCUUAGGCGUAGUUAAGAAUUUCAAUUUGUAGAUACUUUUCGGACCUUGGCCUCCGCAUUUAAUUUUGGUAAGAACAUUUUAUUAUCCAAACAUUUUGAGCAGUAACUGAAGCCGCAGCUGGGACAUCCUUUCUGUAAAAUAUUAGAUUAUAUAAAAUUAACAAUAUAAAUUACUGCUAAUCAAAAUUCGUCUAGUCUAGAGAAAUAAAUACCUCUUUACGAAGCAAAGAAAACGGUUUUGUGCAGGAAUUACACGACAUCUCCACAGAAAUUGAAAGCCGUCUAUUGAGGAGCUCUAAAUUCAAUUUCUGGUUUUGUUUUUGGUCUUACAAUUUUAUUAUAAGAUACUGAGAAUCAAGUAAACAAAUACCUUUGGGUUUGGGUAGGAUUUUUUGUCAAAAAUGAAUCAGCUGUCAUUGUCAUUAUCAUUCAUUAAUGCCAUGAACACAUUCAUCCAUUAAGCCAGUUGCAGACUUGUUCCGUUAGCCGAUAUGGUUUUUCACACUCUUGUGUACAGACAGCAAACUAGGCGAACUAUCUAACUAAGCUAUGUGAAUAUGAAAAAUUGCCUCGUCUGCCUUGUCGACUGUGUGAACUAAGUUAAACUGACUUAGUUUAGUUCUUGGUCUGUUCUGUAUUAUAUUUAUACUGUUACACUAGUAUAUUCUGUGGUAGAUGGAUGACAUCGUCAUUGUAAACAAUGUGUUAUUAUUGUUUACACACAAAAUAUUUUCUUUCAAUAUUAACUUUCAUAUUUAUAACGAAGCAAGAUGAACCUUAGAAAUAUAUUGCCUCCCAAUAUAUAUGACGUGAUUGACAGAGCCGGAAUAUCGACGGAGAGACAAAUCAUUCUUUUGUCAAUUUGGGAUAUCAAGAAAUACACAAAUUUGAAUUUAGACGAUAUCUUGCUGCUCAAAAAUAUCGUGACUGAACACGUCUGCCCUACGGUUUCUACGGGUAAAGAAGAACUGAAGAGAUUUAAUUGUAAUAAAGCAGGAGUGACAACAGGUUGUACUGGAAUAGAUAACCUGUUGGCAGGUGGCUUUCGCAGAGGCACAUUAACAGAAGUGUUUGGAGAAAGUGCCAGUGGAAAGACGCAGCUAGGACUACAAGUAGCACUUAAUAACUGGGCUCAGGGAUGUGUUUAUAUUUGCACGGAAGAUUUGUUUCCAACUAAAAGAUUUGAGGAAAUGAAAACAUCUCUUCCCCAGUUUGACUCAAGAAUUGACUAUGGGAAGAAUAUAUUUGUGGAACAUAUAACAGAAGCAAUAGAUCUAUUGUCUUGUUUAAGGGUUAGAUUGCCCAAGUUGCUAGAACAGCAUCAAUUAGCACUUAUAGUGAUUGACUCUAUAGCAGCACCAUUUAGAUGUGAAACUAAUAACUAUGUGAAGAGAGCUGAAGAUUUAAGGGAAGUUGCUAUUCUUUUAACAUCAAUGGCUCAAAAGUUUGAUUUAGCCAUUCUGUGUAUAAACCAAGUCACAGCAUCUUUUGAAGACUCCAACAGUGUUUUGCCAGCAUUAGGCCUGGCAUGGUCCAAUAUGGUUACCACCAGAUUAAUGUUAAAGAAAACUUUAAAUAUAUUAGAUGGUAAAAGUUUAGGAAAAAUAACCAAUCACCAGAUUGCUUAUAAUCAUGAAACCUGUAUCAGAGAACUGCAUGUAAUGUUUGCCCCUCAUUUAUCCAAUAUGUCAACACAAUUCAUUGUUACAGCUAGUGGCAUACAGGACAUUCCUAAAUAAAAAUGUACUCUAUA